Aricia agestis (brown argus) is the source of this 987-nucleotide messenger RNA. RefSeq lists its product as uncharacterized. Bases 1 to 987 code for a protein of 328 amino acids. The transcript is spliced from 2 exons. The record is from RefSeq and is a predicted model, not a curated record. Lineage: Eukaryota; Metazoa; Arthropoda; Insecta; Lepidoptera; Lycaenidae.
AUGCAAGAUGAAAGCGAUGGAGAUGAUGCAAGUAGUUACAAAUCGUCUUCAUCAAAGAAAAGAAAAAUUUUCGACAGCCCAGGCGAUAAGUAUAAACCAUUUCAAAAGCCUUCUUACACAAGAAAAUAUCCCGAUACUACCUCCAAUGGAGAAUUCAUAGUCUUCGUAGAGCAUUGCAAUAAAGACACCAAAAUAGGGAAUAUGAACCCCCUAAAUUUAUCAAAAAUUUUCAAAAAUGCUAAAGGGGUCCAUGAAAGAUCUAGAAUAAGCGCCCGCAAAAUAAAAAUAAUAUUCAAACAAGCGGCACUAGCAAAUGAUUUCCUCAAUGCCCAAUUUAUACAAGAGAAUAACUUAAGAGCAUAUAUCCCAGCUGCCUCUGUGGAAAGGGUUGGGGUAGUCAGGUACAUUCCUAAAGAAAUUAGCAAUAGGGAGUUAUUUGAAAAAAUAAGUAGUGAUCUUGAUAUUAUUGGUGUACGUAGGUUUAUGAAAAAAGAAAAUAAUACAUUUGUUCCGUUAAAUACUAUUACUGUUACUUUUUCUGGCACUGUAUUACCACAAUGCAUUUUCUUAGAUGGAUGGAGAUAUAAGGUUCAUAAUUAUAUACCUCCAGUUUUACAAUGUUUUAAAUGCUUACUUUUCAAUCACUCUGCAAAAUAUUGUUUUAAUGAACAAGCAUGUUCUAAAUGUGCAGAGAAUCAUUCUUAUAAAGAAUGCACAUCAGAAGUUUUAAAAUGUAAAAACUGUGGAGGUAAUCACCUAGCUAUUUCUAAGGAGUGCCCAAUUAAGGCUUCUAAAAUUAAGAAAAACAUAUCUUUGAGAGUUAAUAAUUCUACUUAUGCGGACAUAACAAAUAAUUUAACACCUUUCCCACCUCUUACAAAAGCUAAUCCUCAAAAUGUUAAAAUUGUUCCAGAAAAGAUAUCAGCCCAGGACAUUAUUAAUAAUCAAAAAAUUUUAGAAGCCAUAAUAAGCACUAUUUCCACCUAG